This is a messenger RNA of Aspergillus sclerotioniger CBS 115572, 1153 nucleotides long. RefSeq lists its product as uncharacterized. The record is from RefSeq and is a predicted model, not a curated record. The coding region runs from base 274 to 1044 and encodes 256 amino acids. NCBI's taxonomy places the organism in Eukaryota, Fungi, Ascomycota, Eurotiomycetes, Eurotiales, Aspergillaceae. The transcript is spliced from 2 exons.
GUAGUUUCUUGCUCGAUUUCUGCCAGCAGCGAGACUAGAACCACACCCCGCCCUUGUGUACUGGAAAGACUGUUUGGCAGUCCGGCUCGUCAAUAAGAGUCAGUUAUGUCUAUUUAGGCAGCUAUAAUCUCAUACCAUCAUUCAUCGAGACGAAGCCAAGCGGCAACAACCGAUACUCUGAAAGAGGGGAAGAUACCCCCGCGGAUCAUUACAAAAAGCUCCUCCUCACCUCCCAGCACAAAAACCAACAUUCCUUCACAUUUCUCAACCACGAUGGCCACCGAGUCCCUUCUCGAGUACCUAACCCGGGAAGCUCCUCCCCGACUUCCCAACGAAAAUAUUUUGGAUGAACCAGACCCCCUUGAUCCCAAAUACAGCUUUAGAGACAUCGAAACCAUCACCUCCUGGUUUGAGUUCACCUACACCACCAUCAUGGAGCAAUACUCUUCCAUCCUACACACCUCCACCAUUAUCCAAAACCCCAUGCCGACGUCCCCUCGUCUGAUCCGCAACGAGUCGAUGUUCCGCCGGCGUUUCUCUGAAUAUGUCUUGCCACGUAUCCGACGAUCCUUGCGAGCUGCCUUCAAAAACCUCCCAGCUGAGGACAGCGCUUCCCGGCAACUUGCAGAGAUCACAUUCGACGUUGGAUCCGCCGCAUAUUACAUUGAUGAGGACGAUACACCCGGUCUGGCAUUUUUCGUACCGAGCGAUAGUUUCGAUAGCUGUCCGAAUCGCUGUCCGGGUGAAUUGAAGGUUUCGUGGACGUGGAAGUCAGAAUGGCGGUACUCUACUAAUCCGGACUGUGUGCGGGGGUAUAAGGAGGGGCUUGCUCGAUUGAACUAUUAUAUGAGAGAACAUAAAGCAAGGUAUGGAUGUAUUCUUACGGAAGCGGAAAUAGUUGCUGUGAGGAGGUUAGAAGAGGAUGGACAUUUGGCGGUAUCUGAUGCGGUGGAUAGGAGUGCGCAUGGUGAGGGGGUUCUAACUGUGUGUUUGGUGCUAUGGUAUAUGGGGAUGUUGGCAGCGAGAAGCGACUGGGAGUUGUGAUAUUCUUUUUGACACCUUCGCCAUCUCCGCUUGUAUUUCACUGCUCGAUCACUCAUAUCGCUCCGCGGAAGGUAGUAGAAAGGCAAUGAUCAGGUUUUGAUUUCGAUGG